Messenger RNA from Colletotrichum gloeosporioides, 1029 nucleotides. RefSeq names its product Glucose N-acetyltransferase 1. Bases 1 to 1029 code for a protein of 342 amino acids. The transcript has 4 exons. The record is from RefSeq and is a predicted model, not a curated record. Gene Ontology annotation, molecular function: glycosyltransferase activity. Lineage: Eukaryota; Fungi; Ascomycota; Sordariomycetes; Glomerellales; Glomerellaceae.
AUGGCUCUUCUCGCCGUCAUUCUCACUAUUUUCGUAUUUGCUACAACCAUUCUGUUUCUGGGACCUGAAAGUCGACCUGCUCCUAUCAACGAUUUUAUCGAAUCACCGCCCUGGCAGCCAUAUUGGACAACGGAGCAGCUUGAGCCCAAGUUCGCAUACGCCCAAUACGCGACGAGUCUCAACUAUCUCUGCAAUGCGGUGAUCAACUUUGGACGGUUGCGGCGGUAUGGUGCAAAGGAAGACUUGGUUCUUAUUCAUCCCAAAGGAUGGCUUGAAGGAUCAUCUCGUGAGUCAAAGGCUUUAGCGAAACUCAAAGAAGAACGCCCCGAAAUCCACAUGAGAGCCUUCGAUGUUAUCUCGACAACUAAGGGCGACGCCACCUGGAGGCAGAGCUUGACGAAGUUCCACGCCUUUGCGCUAACUGAAUGGACCCGAGUCCUUGCCUUCGAUUCCGAUUCGCUCGUCCUGAAUAAGAUGGACCACUACUUCCUCAGCCCAGCAGCCCCAGUCGCCGUUCCAAGAGCAUACUGGCUCAACGAGAGGAGCACCGACAUUGCGAAGCAGGUUCUCGGAUCGCACGUGAUGCUCAUCGAACCGAACGAAGGACGAUAUAAGAAAAUUAUGGAUGAGGCUCUGCGAUCCGGAGACUUCGACAUGGAGAUUGUCAAUCACAUGUUCAAGGACUCGGCUAUGAUUCUUCCCCAUCGACGUCUCGCUUUGUUAACAGGCGAGUUCCGCGCCAAGGACCAUACGAAAUAUCUGGCGCCGGAGGAAGACGAGGAGUGGAAUGCGAUGGGGGAAGUUUCGCGAUCGUUCUUGGUCCACUUCAGUGACUGGCCUCUUCCAAAGCCAUGGCUGCCGAGGACGAAGCAGCAGUGGGAGGCGUCCUUGCCGGAAUGUCGAGAUGAUGAUGUCGAGAGAGAAGACCGGCCAAGAUGUGCAGAUCGAGUCAUGUGGUCUGGGUUUUACGAGGAUUAUGAUAGGGAAAAGUCAGCUCAAUGUGGGAUGUUGUUUGACGAUACAGCAUGA